UAUAAAGCUGGGAGCAGGAGUCGGGCUACAAAGCGCAGCGCUUCGAGUCCCGGGAGAGGGGGGAGAGCUCAAGCGAGGAAACAACAGGGGAAACAGGCUCGAGACAAGGAGGAGAAGCAUGGAAACUUCGCAGCCACACAGCGCUGAAAGCAUGUCCCAGGACCUGUCGGAGCUCCUGAAGGAAGCCACCAAGGAGGUGCACGAGCAGGCGGAGAACACACCCUUCAUGAAGAACUUCCAGAAGGGACAGGUGUCCCUCCACGAGUUCAAGCUGGUCACAGCAUCCCUGUACUUCAUCUACUCUGCUCUGGAGGAAGAGAUUGAACGUAACAAGGAUAACCCUGUCUAUGCUCCUGUUUAUUUUCCGGCGGAGCUGCACCGGAAAGCUGCCCUAGAGAAAGACUUGGAGUACUUCUAUGGCAGCAACUGGAGGGCAGAGAUCCCAUGUCCUGAGGCUACCCAGAAAUACGUUGAGAGGCUCCACUAUGUUGGCAAGAAGCAUCCAGAGCUGUUGGUGGCCCAUGCCUACACUCGCUAUUUGGGAGACCUGUCUGGGGGGCAGGUGCUGAAGAAAAUUGCCCAAAAGGCUCUCCAGCUGCCAAGCACUGGAGAAGGGUUGGCUUUCUUCACCUUCGAUGGAGUCUCCAAUGCUACCAAGUUCAAACAGCUCUAUCGGUCCCGCAUGAAUGCCCUCGAGAUGGAUCAUGCUACUAAGAAAAGUGUCUUGGAGGAAGCCAAAAAAGCAUUCCUGCUAAAUAUACAGGUGUUUGAGGCGCUGCAGAAGUUGGUGUCCCAGAGCCAGGAGAAUGGUCAUGCUGUGCAACUGAAGGCAGAGCUUCGCACGAGGAACGUUAACAAAUCGCAUGAAAAUGGUCCAGCAGCUGGGAAGGAAAGCGAGAGGACAAGCAGGAUGCAGGCAGACAUGCUGACCACAUCUCCCCUGGUGCGGUGGAUCCUGGCGCUCGGCUUCAUCGCCACCACAGUCGCUGUGGGCUUAUUUGCCAAGUGAGAGAGAGCAGGAUCUUCACCUUCUCUUCGGGCCUUCCCUCACCCUGAACUAAUCCACCUUCCCCAGUCCUUCCAAGGGAAAUUCCCUCCGACUGCGCACUGUGAUCUCAGCUCUGCCACUAAUAUUUGGAGAUCUUUCUCCCCAGAAAGCAGAGUGCUGCGAGAGGCUCCAGGCCAUUUCCUUGCUUGCUGCAAGCUCUCCUCACUUACUAACAACAUCACCGCCAGGACCAAGGGAUGGAAAAGCCUAAAACCUACAGCCAAGAGCUGCAAUUAUUCGACAGAGUAUCUGCAAAAAUCCCACAGGAUGAGAAAUGCAGUUUUGACACCUGUCUUGCCUCAGAACUAUGCAGCUCCCGGAGCUCUGUUUACUCAAUGUUUAAUACUGCUAGAUAACACUGUGAUCAUUGUUUCUGUGGAGCCACACAGCUCCCGUGGGCUAUAGACCUGUUUUAUAUGACACUGGCAGGUCUGUGUUAAAUCUUCUUCCAAUCAUUUUUCUUUAUCCUUUUUUUUUUUUUUUUAAGUAGACAAUGGUUGUUGAAGAUACAGUGUCAUUCUUUUAUCUGAUUAUAUAAUUUAUAUACAUAAUAAAAUUCAAUGUGAAGUCUUCAA
Molecule: messenger RNA, 1623 nt
Organism: Meleagris gallopavo (turkey)
Lineage: Eukaryota; Metazoa; Chordata; Aves; Galliformes; Phasianidae
Gene: HMOX1
Product: heme oxygenase 1
Biological process (GO): heme oxidation; response to oxidative stress; heme catabolic process
Molecular function (GO): heme oxygenase (decyclizing) activity; heme binding
Source: RefSeq, a predicted model, not a curated record